AUGGCUUUUGGAAAAAGAACUGGUAAAAUACCUACUGGAAGUGAUGAGGAAGAUUACAUGGAAGAACUGAACACUGAAAAGGACGGCAAGAAUGAAACGGUGGACCCUUGCCUGCGGCUGGAGUGUGGGCCGUGGGCUCAGUGCCAGAUGGCGUCGGGAGUGGCGUCGUGCGUGUGCCUGCCCUGCCCGGCUCACCACAACUCGCGCGGCCCCGUCUGCGGCUCGGACGGCCGCGACUACGACUCCGAGUGCCAGCUGCGCGCCGCCGCCUGCCGCCAAGGCCUCGACGACCUCUAUCUGCGACACCGCGGCACAUGUGUGGUUCCAGAUGCUUGCAGAGGAGUGGUUUGCGAGGAACCCGCCGCUGUGUGCCAUCACGGGGUAUGCACUUGCAAGACCAGCUGCCCUCACGACGACCCUAAGCAGCGCCUCUGUGGCAGCGACGGACGCACAUACGACAGCGAGUGCGAGCUGCAGCUGGCGUCCUGUCUUCGGCCACGAGGACAGCACCCCAUCACCGUGGCCUCCCUGGGCGAUUGCAGAGACGUCAACGCCGAGGAGGAUCGGCAGAUGGUUAAUGCUCCCGCCUGCCAAACAUCGCCAUUCGGAUGCUGCCCGGACGGUGAGACACCUGCAGACAAUGGCUGUCCACCACCAGGGACAGAAGAUGACAGCGACAAGUGUGGCUGCAAACGAAUCGCGUGCGAUUGCUCGCCACUGGGGUCGGCGCGAGAAGACUGCGAGCAGAUGACGGGGCGGUGUGCGUGCAGACCCGGCGUGCUGGGCCUCAAGUGCACCAGCUGCGCAGACGCUGGCCGCGUACUCACACUCGCCGGCUGCCUCACAGAGCGUGUCAGUGAAACAAUUUUUAUGGUUGCAACAAGGGCGUCAUCAAGUUUGACAGUGAAUCGGUAA
Molecule: messenger RNA, 915 nt
Organism: Schistocerca americana (American grasshopper)
Lineage: Eukaryota; Metazoa; Arthropoda; Insecta; Orthoptera; Acrididae
Product: agrin-like
Exons: 7
Coding region: 1-915 (304 amino acids)
Biological process (GO): multicellular organism development; regulation of BMP signaling pathway; cell differentiation
Molecular function (GO): protein binding
Source: RefSeq, a predicted model, not a curated record